This is a messenger RNA of Knipowitschia caucasica, 1011 nucleotides long. Lineage: Eukaryota; Metazoa; Chordata; Actinopteri; Gobiiformes; Gobiidae. The record is from the annotation of a GenBank genome assembly.
AUGGAGGAGUUUCGAAGGGAGCAGGAGGAAAGGGAUAAACAGAAGGCCGUGGUACAAUGUCAACGGGUUUGGCAAACACAAAUUUCUAUACGUCAGCAAAGACUAAACCAGCAAGAACGAGAGGCUGCAGACGCCAAGCUGAAACAAGUGGAAGAAAAUGAGGAAAAGUGGAAAGAAUUAGCCGAACAACAAGAAAAAAAUCGCUUGCUGAAGUUGCAGCAGGCGGCGAGAGAGGAAAAGCAUAAGAAAGUGUUACAAGAGCAGAAUCUAAAGGCCUUAGAGGAGGAGCGAGCCGCCAUGUUGGAGCAGGAAAGGUUAUUGUUGAAGGAGAAGCUGACCAUGGCGGAGCUAAAACGGCAAGAGAAGGAGCACCAAGCACAAGCAGAGAGACUUGGUUUGAACAAGGCAGAGAGGCGAAGACACGCAGCAAUUAUUCGAGAGAUUGCACGCAGAGAAGAGGAGGAAAGAGAGGAGGCCAGGCGGCAAGCUGAGGAGAAACUCAACCGAUCCCUGGAAAAAUAUGAGCAGAUUGUGGAACGGAGGGGUCAGGAGCUGAAGGAGAAGGCCAAACGUGAGGAGAAACAGAUUCAGAAAGCACGCAAGGCUGCAGAGAGGCGUGAGAAAAUUCAACAGCAGCAGUUUGCAGCUAAGGUUAAAGAAGCGGAAAAGAAGGCUCAGCACGCUGCACUAGUGGUGGAGGAAAGGGCAAAGGAGAAGUCUCUAAAGGCGGUGCAGAGCAGGCAGGAGAAGGAGCGAUUACAGAAGCUUAACAGACAGAGAGUGGAGGAGGAGGAGAGACAGAGGAGGCUGGAGCUCAUGCAGUCCAUCGAGAGGAAGUUAGAAAAAAGUGAGCAGAUUUUCAAGGAGAAAAAGGCUGUUUUGGAAAGCGCUCGAUCAGUAGCCCGUGCAUCUUUCCACGUGCGGGACAAAGUAAGAGAGGAGACCAACAUGCGCACGUUUGAUAAAAUGGCACUGGAGGCACAGCUCAAAGCCAGUUUAGAUGAGAAAUAA